Molecule: messenger RNA, 714 nt
Organism: Funneliformis caledonium
Lineage: Eukaryota; Fungi; Glomeromycota; Glomeromycetes; Glomerales; Glomeraceae
Source: the annotation of a GenBank genome assembly
GAUAAUGAAAUUAAUGCUAAAAAGGGUGUACUAAAUAACCAGUCUGCGACUCUAUCGAUCUCAAGAUCUCAACCUUUUGUUUCGAAGAAUAAUGAAGCCAAUAUUAAGACGAAUGUACCAAAUGAUCAAUCUGUAACUUUACCAAUUCCAAAACCUCCACCAGGAAAAUGUCAAUAUGCGCAUUUGUACUUAAAACUAAAUUUAGAUAAGUCCACAUAUAACAGCUAUAUAAGUGCUUUUUAUAAUCUUGUUGAACUUUAUGCAUCCCGCGAUGUUGAAUACAAGAAUAUUGAUAAAAAUUUGAAAGCUAACAUUAUACGCAAGAAUCCUUUCUUUUCUAAAUGUAUUGGCGAUUGGGCUUUACAUUAUCUUAUGCGUCGAAAAAUCAACAUUAUCUGUGAUAAUGCUCAUCGUAAAAAUAAGCCUAAAAAUAAUGAUGAUAAAAGAAAAGCAAAACAUAAAGCCUCUGUUCCUUAUAAUAAUCGAUCACAAGACCGAGAUGAUUCCAGUCCAUAUUUAAUCGAUAGUGAUAACGAUCAAGGAAAUUCAUCUGUUGUUAAAUACAUAGAGAAAACUAUAGCAACUGAUAUAUCCCAUACAAAGAAAAAAAAUGAUGAAGCUAAUAAUCUUAAAUCACAAGUUCGAUUGACGAAACCUACCAAAAAAAAAUCUAAAGUUGACAUUUCUGAUGAAUAUACUAAUUCUUUACCUUGA